GAAAUUUGUUUACUCAAUGGUACUAUUCUCUUGUAAAAUCGACGAAAUGACAAUGUUUUACACGUGAUAUUAGAAAUUAAGUAGUAAUCAUGGUACGAAAACUUAAAUAUCACGAGCAGAAAUUGCUUAAGAAAGUUGACUUCAUAUCAUGGGAAGCCGACAAUAAUUUACACGAAGUAAAAAUUUUAAGACGAUUUCGAAUACAAAAAAGAGAAGAUUAUACAAAGUACAACAAGUUGGCACGUGAAAUUCGUGAAUUAGGUAAAAAAAUUAAAGAACUUGAUGCAGAUCAUCCAUUUAGAAUAGAACAAAGUGCAUUAUUAUUAGAAAAAUUGUAUAUGAUGGGACUUAUACCAACAAAAUGGGAUUUAUCAUUGACACAAAAGGUUAAUGCAAGUUCAUUUUGUCGAAGACGAUUGCCAGUUGUUAUGGUACGAAAUAAGAUGAGCCAAAAUAUUAAAAUGGCAACAACGUUUGUGGAGCAAGGUCAUGUUAGAGUUGGAGCUGAAGUUAUAAAAGAUCCUGCAUUUUUAGUAACAAGAAAUUUGGAAGACUUUGUUACAUGGGUAAAUGCAUCUGCUAUUAAGAAACAUAUAUUGGAAUAUAAUGAUGCUAGAGAUGAUUUUGAUAUGGCUUAACUGAAAAUGGAUAUUAAAAUAUUUUUAUUGAUAAAUUUUAAUUAAAUCAAAAGUUAGCCUAAGUUUAUUGUAAUAAAUUAUUGUUACCUUUUAUUACCUCAUAUUAAUUAUGUGAAUAAUAGAACCUAGACAUGGUAUCUUUGGAUUUUUUUAAACUGGUUGUUUUUUUAUGAAUUUCUUCAAGUAUAAUUUUGCGCAU
This is a messenger RNA of Megachile rotundata (alfalfa leafcutting bee), 837 nucleotides long. RefSeq names its product U3 small nucleolar ribonucleoprotein IMP3. Gene Ontology annotation, cellular component: Mpp10 complex; small-subunit processome. Gene Ontology annotation, molecular function: snoRNA binding; rRNA binding. The record is from RefSeq and is a predicted model, not a curated record. Gene Ontology annotation, biological process: rRNA processing; ribosomal small subunit biogenesis. Lineage: Eukaryota; Metazoa; Arthropoda; Insecta; Hymenoptera; Megachilidae.